UGUCAAUAUGGGUUGUUUAGUAGGCUGUCAAUUUUAUUUACCAUAGCAGACAGAAGAUUUUCAUCAUAAUUCUACAUUCUGCAGUUUUUGUUCAUGCAAUAUCUUGUUGUCUAGCUGUUGAACUUAUCAUGUAACUAUUGAGAUCAUUAGCGCAGUAGUGAUAAAAACCUCCAUAAUGAGGUCAAAGAGUAGUUACGAUAUUCUUCACAAAGAUCGAGUACUAAUUGACUUUGAAAAUACUUUUGAUCAGGUGGGACCUGUAGGGCUUCUAGAUGUCAAGCAGGACUCGUUGCUGGUGCGUGCUGUGGACCGUGUGUUACAGCACGGCCUGCGUGACCCUGUGCGAGGCUAUUGGGCUCUAGUACGUAGCCUCACACACUCCACCACACUGAAGUCACUCGAGGCUUUCGUCAAAUAUAUCAGCAGCUCACACCAGAAAGGUCUAGCCUGGACGUUCUACACUCUGGAAGAAGGCUCACUGGAGUUCUACUUAUCGUCCCUGCUGCAGGACAACAAGACAUUACAGCAGCACUACAUGGAGCAGAGCCUGAUGAGGGAUCCAGUUCUGAGUCAGCGAGUUGUUGUGGCUAUCAGCACGCUGCGUGCUGAGGCAGCCAAUAUUCCAGUGAGUAUGGAGAGCAGCCUGAUGAGCGAGUGUCCGCUCGAGCCCCCCUCCCUCACUUCUCCUGUAGACUCCGGCGUGGCUCUCGUGGACAGCGACAACUCAGGCAGUGAUGGGGAGAAGAACGAGGAGUACUCCAGGAACCAACCUUGUGAACAGUCAGGAGGCCAAGAGUUUGGGACCAGCCUGAACACAGUUGUGAGCACAUCCUCUGACAACACACUGGCGGACAACACAACAGUAGACAACACUACAGCAGACAGGCACAACGCCAAUACUGACGAACCAGAUAAUAAGGCCAAGGGUAUCAUCCAGCCGAGCAGCGGUGGCGUAUGCCGCCGGCGCAAGAAGAAGAAGAGCGAGCCGGGCAAGAGAGUAUCCUUCCAUCAGGACUCCAAUGAUGACUCUGAUGCUCCAGUGAUUCUGAGAGAACCUCGUAACCUCAACAAAUUCUAUGUUGAGGGCCGCUACAGCUGGGGAGGCGAGGGGGACACUUUCUUCAUCAAGGAACAAGAGAACUUCCGCCAAGUCAAAUCGGAGAUUUACGAAAGGAAAGGGUUGUCUUCGAGCAUCAACAUCUUCGAGUCCGAGCUGGGGAUAGAGGCAGACUGUGACAGCAGCACGACGACGCUGGACGACGCCAAGCUGAACAUCGAGACGGUCUGUGAGAAGCUGACAAGUGUGGUGCGCCAGAGCCUUGGUCUAGGGCGGCCCCAGCUGGCGGAGCGUGAGGCUCCUGAGGGUCAGGAGGACCCUGCCAGGAGCGCGAGAGAGUAUGAGAGACUGCUACGCAACACUUCAGCUGUCAGGUCCUCGGUAGACCUCACCUCAGACUCCGAGUGGUCAAUGGAUACACCGGAUCGGCAGGGCAAGAGGUACCUCAGACAGCCAGGCCCACAGAGAAAUAUGGUGGGACAGCCAAACUGGCACGCCAGAAUGCUCCACGAGGCUCCGUCGAAGACGUCUCUGGUUAAGAGGUUCCUAAGAUCCAUCCCCACGAGGAAGCCAUACAAGGAGAAGAAGCCUAGUAUCAAGCGAAGCCUGUACAUCCCGGGAGUGAAGCCUGACUCAGGGCUAACGGAGAAGCUGCUGGGAGAGCUGGAGUUGGAGUUGAGGCGAGGACAGGUGGUCCAUAGUGAUGUAGAGGGAGAGGAGGAUGCUGAGGAUGAGACAGUGACAGCAGUAAUGGAGGCAGCUCUAGUUGAUUCAGUGUUUAUGGACAAGCAGGAGAGGAUAUACAAGGUGUAUCGAGUGGCCAGCACAGAGGGUGAGCCGUUGUUGGCCGUUCUGACUGACAUGGCUCUCUACAUGACAGGCCUGGGCUUGGACCAGCAGUACAUCAGGCGACACCACAUAUGCUAUCAUACCCUGGACACUAUUGUGAUCGGACCAGAAUACCAGACCGUGAUGCUGGUGACGGUGGACCACAGUGUGACAGUGACUGUGAUCUCAGCACUCGGGCGAGCGUUGGUCACACACAUGGUGACACACCUGGCCUUGGCCGUGUAUCGGCGGGCCCGCAGCCACCUAUCAGUUUGUCAGCUGUCACUCAGCACCAUGCAGUCGCUGUACCGAGCACUGCUCGCUCACACCUCUGUCUCCAGUGACGAGCAACUCCACUACUACCGCUACAUUCGUGUAGAGGACAGCUACAUCGCUGGGCCCUGCGGUCCUCUCGGACCCUCCAAGUGCGGUCAUCUCAUGUACCGACCUCACAACCACUCUCCCUGGCUGCCUGGCUAUAUUGUGCUCAGGGGUGGUGUGUUAUACGUGUUCAGCGAUGUGCACCAGCUCACACCACGCCACGUCUUGUCAUUCCACCGAGGUUAUUUUGGUGGUUGUCGACGUGUGUUCAAUGCCAACAGACCUCACACGUUUGAAGUGCUUCCGUUUAGUCAGAGCGGGCUGUACGGCACCUUCCAAUUCGCAGCGGCUGAUGACUACGAGUCAUCUGACUGGUUACAGGCGUUCAUACAGACUUCGGCCACUAUGUCACAAAGCCCAACCAGUGAGGAACCUGUGGUGGGCUGUGGUCUUCUUCUUACCACUCGUCACCUGCUCACGUUGGACUUCCCAGACACAGUUCUGUCCUGCAUCAGGCUCCAGGACAUUUCCAUCAUCCGGACUGCCACAACGUGCUGCGUGCUGGAGACCACCUGUCGAGAGGUCCAGCAGAGUGGUGGAGACUGGAUACUGUACUUCCUGACCCAGCAAGCCAUAUCGGAGUUCUUGGACUCUCUCUACACCUUGAGGCCACAACUCAAACAGGCAGUGGUAGACUCGUGGGAGUGUGAGGCACUUCUCAGCCAUUGUCUGCAGACUAGUCAGCUGGUCACCACAGCCUGGGACCCCCUACUGAGGCCUUCUUGUGUUAAAGUGAAUUCCCGAUGAGGACAAGAUCAAAAAGCACCGUUAAAUUAGCUUAGAACGUCUCGUCAUUAUUUUAUAUUAUUCCUAGAAGUUACCUACAACUUAGUUACAUUGGUAUCGUGCCCACUAACUUGAUUGAAUGUCUUGAAUUAUUUACAUACUGUGAUAUAUAUAUUUUUAAUUUAUUAGCUUUGUCACGUGUAAAGCUUUUUACUGUGUAUACACUGAAUGGUGCCCUACUGGUAGCCUAGAGAGUGCGGUGGUGGCUUUUUCUAGUCAAAUAUCGCAGCUUCAGAUUUUAUUUAUAUCUUGUCUUGAGCUCAAAGAUAUUCUUGAAGAUACUUUAUUAUAGAUAAGUAGUUCCCACUCAAAUUCAAUUAAUUGUGUCUGCUGGUGGAGCUGUUGUGUUUUUGUUGUUUCUUCAUACAGUGAAACAAUUUUCGUACAGCAAUAUAGAUUUUAUUUUGCUAUAGAUAUUAUUUUUCAAAGCGCAACUCAUGUAUAAAUAUGUGUACUUUACUAUAAAAACUUUGUUGUUUAAAGUAUUCUUAUUUGUUGUGUAUUACAUCAUGUAUUUUACAAGUACAAUAACUUAAACUUAAAACAUCAAAUAUUAAAUUGAUGGCUCUAAAUAAGUCUCUUGUGUAUAUAAUAAAAUUGUUUGUAGCUACCACUGCACUAGUAUAAAUAACACACUCUAACUCUAGCAGCUAGUAGAAAGACAAAUGAUAUUUAUACAGUAUUGUAACUAGAAUAAUUUCUGUGUUAUAGCAUUAAGAUUACAAACACAAUAUAAUAGCUUCAAUAACCUAUAAAAUCAUUCUUUGAAUUGGGUUAUUCUGAAUUGUAGCUAUUAAAAUGUUAAGUUUAUUUGUUUUAUUCAUGUUUAUAUUUUUUGUCAAAGUAUACAAACUAAUGUUGUUUUAUAAUGUUUUUUAAAGAGCCUGUUAGUAUUAUCUAUCUUGAAAUUUUUAAUAAAGUAUUUGAGAAAGCUAAAUAUUAUUAUUAGUUUCCCCACAUUCAUACUUUGAUUUGGGUUAUUCUAAAUUGUAGCUAUUAAAUGUUAAGUUUAUUUGUUUUAAUCACUUUUAUAUUUUUUGUCAAAAUAUACAAAAUGAUGUGUUGUUUUAUAAUGUAUUUUUUUUAAGAGCCUGUUAGUAUUAUCUGUCUUGAAAUUGUUAAUAAAGUAUAAUGAGAAAGCUAAA
Homalodisca vitripennis (glassy-winged sharpshooter) is the source of this 4197-nucleotide messenger RNA. RefSeq lists its product as uncharacterized. Gene Ontology annotation, biological process: regulation of protein localization; positive regulation of membrane tubulation; lysosome localization. Gene Ontology annotation, cellular component: endosome membrane. Bases 176 to 3013 code for a protein of 945 amino acids. The record is from RefSeq and is a predicted model, not a curated record. Lineage: Eukaryota; Metazoa; Arthropoda; Insecta; Hemiptera; Cicadellidae. Gene Ontology annotation, molecular function: kinesin binding. The transcript is spliced from 15 exons.